CAGGCCACGACGUCGAUAUGGAAGCCCUUGAGUACCUUACGAAGUACUGCGAGCAAUGCCAGAAAUUCGGACGAUCACCGGGACGAUUCAAGUUCAACCUGAGAGACGACGUCAGCUUCAACUACUCCAUUAUCGUCGAUAUUUUCUACAUUUCCGGUAAGCCUGUACUCCACGUUGUUGACGGAGGCACUCGAUAUCAAGCCGGCCGAUGGCUUCAAAAUAUCAGUGCAUUACACACUUGGGACGCCCUAAAUCACUUUUUGGCGUGGUGACGGAGCCGAGUCGUGCCUUCCUCCGAGACGAGGCCGACACGCACAACUCCAAACAAAACUCCCGAACCGAUCUCUCCAUCAACAACCACAACCACAACCAUGACAACGACGAAAGCAACCGCGACAAUCGAUCAAGGACGCCAUCCCACAAGGCAUCUGAUAUUUCUAUUUCGAAAGAAUACCAUUGCAAACAACCUCGCUCCGCGAUCCAACGCGAAUCCUUCCUUCCACUUUCGUAAAUUCAAACCUCCAGACCAUUGCCUCUCAUGUACACACCUUCAACCCCAUGCCGACAACGAGCAUCAUUUCGAAUAUGACAAAUGCCACAGUACUUCUUUCGUCAAGCUUACUACUCUCAGAACACCAAUCGCGAAUCACAUGCACUGCUAUGCCCACGCUGCCCUGAGAUCUUAUCUCCCGCCUGAGGUCGUGGCCGAAGGCGCAGCAAGGACUCCUAAUCAGGGACCUUAUCUUCCGCUUGAGGUCAUGGCCGAAGGCGCAGCAAGGACUCCUAAUCAGAGACCUUAUCUUCCGCCGAGGUCGUGGCCGAAGGCGCAGGAAGAACUCCUGAUCUUACACGGUUCAUCAUUGCAAAGCAGAGGAGAAUUGAAGAAUCCUCUAUCGGUUUCAAUUCGCCAAAACAGGAAGGCGCCGCCCAAGGGUGGCGGGUUGAAGACACUUCUCGUCAGGUUCCGACAUGACGCAGCCAGAAGUACGGCCGGACAACGAGUUCGAAAAAAUCACCGAUGGGAUGUCAUGCCUCUUCCUUGCUGCUCAUUCGUUCCUUGAUCCGAUCGAGACCUUGUUGUAACUCGCCUUUGUGCUUGACCAAUGCCUGCUCCCACUAUAAACCUUCGCCUCCCUAUCUCUUCCCUCGAAUUCUGCGCCUUCGUCAGGUUCCGACAUGACGCAACCAGAAGUACCGCCGGACAACGAGUUCGAGAAAAUCAC
Hyaloscypha bicolor E is the source of this 1223-nucleotide messenger RNA. RefSeq lists its product as uncharacterized. Bases 372 to 1061 code for a protein of 229 amino acids. The record is from RefSeq and is a predicted model, not a curated record. The transcript is spliced from 2 exons. NCBI's taxonomy places the organism in Eukaryota, Fungi, Ascomycota, Leotiomycetes, Helotiales, Hyaloscyphaceae.